AUGGGGUUCAUCGGUGUUUAUACCGCCAUAUACGACUACCAACCGCAAGCGCACGGUGAAUUAGAGCUCCGUGAAGGCGAUCUGCUUUAUAUCCUCGAGAAAAGCGCCGAGGACGAUUGGUGGAAGGCUAAAAAGAAGGCGGACCGGGACGACGAAGAUGAGCCCGAGGGUCUAGUACCAAAUAACUACGUCGAGGAGGCCACGCCGGUUCAUACCGCGAAAGCGCUAUACGACUACACACGUCAGACAGAUGAGGAGGUAUCUUUCUCAGAGGAUGCAAAUUUGGUGGUGUACGACACCUCGGAUCCGGACUGGACCUUGGUUGGAGUUAAUACAGACUUCGGAUUCGCUCCGUCAAAUUACAUCGACAUUCUUGAAGACUCUGUAGCUCCGAAUCACGCAUCACCCGAGCCUCCCUCUCCAGCUGCUGCUUCCCCAAUUCCCGUGCCCGAACCUCCCAGCCUUCCGCAGCGCCCGGGGCCGGCUCCCAUUGAAGAACCUCGCUCGCCCGUCUCGAGCUCUCCCGGGGAUGCUGUCCAGAACCCCGCUGCGGCAGCGAUAGCCAGUAUACUUCACCAACAGAAUCUUUCUCCCGGGUCGUCCAGAGAUGUUCCCCCUCCCCCACAACCCCAGGCGCAGCCAGAAUCGCAAUACCGCGAGCCUUCACCUUCCCCACCCCGUCUGCCUGAAAGGCCCCGUUCGGAACAAGUGUCAUCUCCUGUCCGUCUCGAGUCGUCUGCGCCUUCGCCGAUCCCUCAUCCUCAACCUGUUUCGAUACGGGAGAACGAUGGUGGCCCGCGGGAAUCCCCUCCAUAUAAUCGGGUUGGAAGGACGGCGCCACGAUCUCCAUCCGGAUAUCAUAUGUACAACAUCAACGAGAUGGUCGAGGUUAUGGGCAAAAGAAAGAAGAUGCCCACGACACUAGGAAUCAACAUUGCCACUGGAACUAUCUUCAUAUCACCCGAGGAUGAUGGGGAUGUGCAGGAGUGGACUGCGGAGAAGCUUACCCACUAUUCCAUUGAAGGGAAACACGUUUUCAUCGACCUCGUUCGGCCCAGCAAAAGUGUGGAUUUCCAUGCCGGGGCCAAAGACACGGCCCGUGAGAUUGUUUCGGCGCUUGGUGAAAUUUCCGGGGCAUUCCGCGCUGAAGGUUUGCGGGAAGUUAUUGCGGCAGGUGCCGGCGGCGGUGGCGCGCAGAAGAAGGGAAAUAUUUUGUAUGACUUUAUGGCCCAGGGUGACGAUGAAGUAACGGUUGGUGUGGGCGAUGAGGUGAUUAUCCUAGAUGACACUAAGUCUGAGGAAUGGUGGAUGGUGCGGCGCAUCAAGAAUGGUAAGGAGGGUGUGGUUCCGAGCAGCUAUGUCGAAGUGAGCGGUUUCGUCUCGCCGCCUCCAACGACGACUCCUAUCGUGCUUGAGGAGAUUCGGGCAGCUGCACCGCAAAGUCCCACACGGCAGCACCACAAGAAGGACAGCAAGAGUAGCCCGAGAUCCAAACCUGAUCCGGCAAAGGUUAGGACAUGGAUUGACCGGUCUAAAGCAUUCACUGUAGAGGCUCAGUUCAUCGGAUUGCAGGAUGGCAAGAUCCAUUUGCAUAAGACGAACGGGAUCAAAAUCGCAGUGCCAAUCCCGAAGAUGUCGUUUGAAGACUUAGAAUACGUCGAGAAGGUUACCGGAGAAUCUCUUGACGAAGACAAACCAUUGUCUGACCACAUUCGGCGCAAAUCGCAACAACCCAAACCCGACAAAACCGACAAAGUAAGAGCGUCAAAUGAUGGGAAAUCCGGCGCCACUUUUCAGCAGUCCGAUUACGACUGGUUCGAUUUCUUUCUCAAGGCUGGCGUUGGUCCUCAUCAAUGUGAGCGGUACGCACAGAAUUUCGCCAAAGACUCGAUGGACGAAGGUAUCCUUCCUGAUAUCACCCCCGAGACUCUGCGUACAUUGGGUCUGAAAGAAGGCGACAUUCUGCGGGUCAUGCGCUACCUGGACAAUAUGUUUGGGCGGACAGGUGGUAAAUCGAAGCUGCGCAACGUGAGCUUUGGCGGGGAAGAAGUGCUGGGUAACGGUGACGGCUCUGGUGGUCUUUUUGCUGGACCUGGCGGAACACUGCACAACAACACUACCCGACCCCGUCCAGCGCCGGCCGUGCAGACCAAGGAUGUCGUUGAUCCGAAAGUGUUUGAGCAAAAGGAUGCGGCAAAGCCGGCCGAAACACCCAGCAGCAGCACCCCUCCACCGGCUCCUACCGCCCCUAUCGAGAAGCCUGUUCAGAAGGGAUUCGACGACGAUGCGUGGGAAGUCAAAACUACCAAGCAACCGACAGGCCCAGCCCCAGCUGUCAGCUCGCCACCCGCAGCAACACCCGCCGCGGCGAGCCCUCCGCCUGUCCAACCGGCGAUCACCGGAGCUAUGGCAGAUCUCUCACUCCUCCAAGCGCCCCUUCAGCCAACUCCUGCGCAACCGGCGCCCGCCCCUGCUCAAUCGCCCCCGGCGGCACAGCCUAUUCAAGCCCAGCCAACUGCGAUCCCUGCGCCUCAACCGCAGCAGUCAGGCGCCUCCCCCAACUUUUUCGCGCAAGUGGCACAGGUUGGUCAACAACAGCCUAUGCAGACCGGCUUUCAGCAGCCUAGACAACGCCCACAAGCACCUCAGGGCAUGGGCCAAAAUUCCCUUAUUCCACCUCCGCCUCAACGACCACUAUCUGCACCUCAGAACAUGCCUCAACAACAGCCUUUCGGCCUGCCUCAACUGCAGCCGCAGCUAACUGGUCUCCCCCAACAAGGUCCUCAGCUUGCUGCUCCUGGGCAGAGUCUGGCCAGUCUAGGUCAGCAGGGCUUCCAACCUCCGCAACAGGGUUUCCAGCCUCCGUUCCAACCGCAACAGACCGGAUUCAUGGCUCCAAACCAGUUCCAGAACGGACUGAUGCCGCAGCCGACAGGUUUCCAGCCUCAAUCGCAGUUCGGGAUCCAGCAACAACAGACCGGGUUCGGUCUUGCACCACAGCAAACCAGCUUUGGAGGAUUCGGCGCCCCGCCCCAACAACCAAUGGCAACCGGCAUCAACUCUGUUCUUCCUCCUGCAUUGCAACCUCAGCCUACCGGUUUGAACGGCUCGGGCUCUAUGGCUUACUCUCCGUCUCCUCCCCCUAUUCCACCCAUUCCGCAGCAACAUACAAUUGCGCCACUGCAGGCUCAGAAGACCGGCCCAGCCCCUCCCGUGCGGUUUGGUGUCAAGCCUGACGCUCCCAAGAAGCUUGCGCCUCAGCCGACAGGGAUGAAGGCGAAUCUUUCGCAAGCCACACCUACCAACCCGUUCGGCUUCUAG
Molecule: messenger RNA, 3321 nt
Organism: Aspergillus mulundensis
Lineage: Eukaryota; Fungi; Ascomycota; Eurotiomycetes; Eurotiales; Aspergillaceae
Product: cytoskeletal protein-binding protein SLA1
Exons: 5
Coding region: 1-3321 (1106 amino acids)
Molecular function (GO): identical protein binding; cytoskeletal protein binding; protein-macromolecule adaptor activity
Source: RefSeq, a predicted model, not a curated record